AUGCUGAGAGAAGGGAUAUGUGAAUACCAUGAAAAAAACUAUGCUACUGCUCUAGAAACUUUUACAGAAGGACAAAAGUUAGACGGUGCUGAUGCCAAUUUUAUUGUCUGGAUUAAAAGAUGUCAAGAGGCACAGAAUGGUGAGUAUGGAUCAGAGUCUGAGGUGAUAACACUGUCAAAAAUUAAGUAUGAGUGGUACCAAACAGAAUCUCAAGUAACUGUAACACUUAUGAUUAAGAAUGUUCAGAAAAAUGAAGUAAAUGUGGAAUUUUCAGAAAAAGAGUUGUUUGCUUUGGUGAAACUUCCUUCUGGAGAGGAUUACAAUCUGAAACUGAGACUGCUUAAUCCUAUAAUACCAGAACAGCGUACAUUUAAAGUACUUUCUAUAAAUAUUGAAAUUAAAAUGAAAGAGGCAGAGACUGUGAGAUGGGAAAAGCCAGAGGGGCAAGAUGUGUCCACAUUCAGACAGUUCCUAGCAGGUGUAAAGAACCUAUAUCCAUCUUCACCUCAUUAUACAAGAAAUUGGGAUAAAUUGGUUGGUGAGAUCAAAGGAAAAGAGAAGAACAAGAAGUUGGAGGGAGAUGCAGCUUUAAAGAAGUUAUUUCAGCAGAUCUAUUUAGAUGGCUCUGAUGAAGUCAAACUUGCCAUGAACGAAUCAUUUAUGGAAUCUGGUGGUACAGUUUUGAGUACCAACUGGUCUAAUGUAGGUAAAAACAAAAGUUGA
Molecule: messenger RNA, 723 nt
Organism: Octodon degus (degu)
Lineage: Eukaryota; Metazoa; Chordata; Mammalia; Rodentia; Octodontidae
Product: protein SGT1 homolog
Exons: 2
Coding region: 1-723 (240 amino acids)
Biological process (GO): protein stabilization
Molecular function (GO): protein-folding chaperone binding
Source: RefSeq, a predicted model, not a curated record